UGACUUGGGCAAAGAGUAAGUGGAAGAAGAUGCUGACUCGGGUGGUGGUAUUGAUGUGUCUUGUGGCGGCGUCGAGUGCUGCCCCACAGUCCUUCUAUGGUCAUCGAUCCGUCCCUCAGAGGUCAUUACAUGAGAAUUUUCCUUCCAAGAGUUUUAGUCGCCCAACUCUGGAUGAUAUCGAAUUCAGACUCUACACCAGAGAAUCUCGCAAUGACCCCGACCGUCUCAUUACCGGCAACUUGACCUUGCUCGAAGGUUCAAAGUUCAAAGGUCAUCUGCCUCUGGUCGUCGUCACUCACGGAUUCUCGGAAACAGCUGACGAUUCCGAGUGGAUGAAUGCAACGAAAAACGCUCUCCUGGAUAAGACAGACACGAACGUCAUCCUCACCCAGUGGCAAGAGUUGGCUAAUGGCCUCAGGUACGACAUAGCGGCCAGGAAUACCUUUUACGUGGGUAUCGCUUUGGCUGAUCUGCUGGAGUUCUUGGAAAACAACACCGAGGGAUUCAACGGCAGUAGAGUCCACCUCGUAGGCUUCAGUUUGGGCGCUCAGGUGUCGGGCGUCGCUGGGCACAAGUACCCGGGAGUGGCCAGGAUUACAGGUCUCGACCCCGCGGGCCCGCUGUUCGAAGACGGCAACCCGGAGAGUCGGCUUGACGCUUCCGACGCGGACCUCGUCGACGCCAUCCACACCAACGCCGGGUACCUCUUAACGGGACACUUCGGCUACAACGACCCCGUAGGACACCUCGACUUCUACGUGAACGGCGGCAGCUCUCAGUAUGGCUGCCCGCCGUUCAUCUGGGAUAGCAUCGUCGAGAUCAUAACGCUGUCCCCGGGAGACAUCGACGCCUGUAGCCACGGCCGCGCCCACGAGUACUUCCUGGAGUCCAUCCUCGCCUCGGAACCCACACUCGGAUUCCAGUGCUCGGACUACGAGAAAUUCGAGGUCGGGGAAUGCUUCGACACACCUCGAGCUGCUAUGGGUUACAACGUCACACGCGAUGCCAAGGGUGUCUUCUACGUAGACACGCAGGGCGAGGCUCCCUUCUUCUCUCGCCACGUGGAAGUCAACUUAACGAUAGGAGAAGGCGAGAGUACCUACCACGGCGAACUCACUUUCCAUACUGUGCUUCCUGGGCGAGAAACGAAGGAGGUCGUUAUGUUCAGCGGCUGGCCUUCUCUCCACCCUGGCGACCUCCACAAGACGACCCUAACCAUACCUUCACGAACUACCAUGGACGAGGUACCAUUCGACGUGGUAUUCCAUAAGAAUUACCUGCUGCCUCUCUCGCCUAAUCACCUCAACGUAGAGAGCAUUGUGGCUGUCGACACGUACACGGAACAAGAGUACUGCCUGGCUAGUAAGAAGGUCCUUCAAACUGGCACGACGUAUUCCCUGAAGGCGACUCUUGGGUCCUGUUGAAUGAAAACCAUUCAUGAAAUACUGGAUUUGACAGCGUUUAAGACACACCUCCAUUUCAGCCAAGGAUAUUUGGGAAAAUUAAAUAUUUAAGACACACCCAUUU
Molecule: messenger RNA, 1527 nt
Organism: Penaeus vannamei (Pacific white shrimp)
Lineage: Eukaryota; Metazoa; Arthropoda; Malacostraca; Decapoda; Penaeidae
Source: RefSeq, a predicted model, not a curated record